UCUCUUCCCGUCAUGCAGCGCUCUCGCCUCCUGCUCCUCCGUCGAGCCGCCAUGUUGUCGGAGUGAAAUCCUGGGGUGUCAGAGAGAAACUGGGGCCAAAAUCCGCGACCAUCCACCCUCUCCGCCGGCUGUGGUGGAAUGAGCAGUGUGUGUGUGUUGAAGAGGAAAGCAGUGCUCUGGCAGGAUUCCUUCAGCCCCCACCAUAGAACUACAUCUCCCAGCAUGCCCGUGGUGCUGAGCAGCGGAGGACAUGCCCCUCCAACGGGGCAGACCCCUCAGGCCACACCCCCCAGCCAGCAGGGUGUGGCGGGUGCUGGACGUUCCCAAGAUGAUGCCAUGGUAGACUAUUUCUUCCAGCGGCAGCACGGUGAACAGCCGGGAAAACAUCGCUGGCCCACUGGAGACAACAUCCAUGACAGCCAGGUUCGUUCCAUGGAUGAGUUGAACCACGACUUUCAGGCUCUGGCUUUAGAAGGACGUGUGAUGGGAGAGCAGCUGCUAACUGGUAAAAAGUUCUGGGAGACGGAUGACUCUGGAAAAGACGGACCAAAGGGAAUCUUCCUGGACCAGUGGAGGGACAGUGCAUGGGGGGCCUCAGAUCACUCGGUAUCUCAGCCAAUCAUGGUGUCUCGUCGGCCAGGCCAGGGUUUCCAUGGCGGAGGUGAAGUAGGGGUAGGCUCAGUGAUGUCACCGCGGUCUGAGAGUGGAGGUCUGGGAGUCAGUAUGGUGGAGUACGUCCUUUCCUCCUCACCAGCUGACAAGCUGGAUUCCUGCCUUCGAAAAGGACCAUAUGGGCAGAGGGAUGGAGAGGUGGAGGAAGAGAAGAGGGAGAAGCCAAAAGCGACAUUUGAGGCAGAGAAACUCAAGGAAUUGACAGAAAAUGAAGCAGACGUCAUCAGUGAUGUCAUCAACCCUAACGGACUGCCUGUGCAGAAUGGCCUUGAUGUGGAUGUCAAAGAGUUUGGUCGUCCCCCUGGCAGUAUGCCACCCCCGGGCCCUGAGGGCGAUCUGCUUGGGGGCCCUGGUGGUGUAGGACCUGAAGGCCUGACACCCUUGGGAGGUGGUGGAGGUCCCAAACCCCCUGAGGACUUCCCUGGUGUUGAACAGGGUGGAGUCACCAUGGACCCCAUGGAGUCAGUGAUGGAGCCGCUUCAAUUUGACUACAACUCCCAGAUGCCCAUGGACUCUGCACCCACUGUGGGUCUGUUUGAUUAUGCUAACCAGCAGCAGCAGCUGUUUCAGAGAAACAAUGCAUUAGCGGUGCAGCAGUUAACAGCAGCCCAGCAGCAGCAGUAUGCCUUGGCGGCAGCACAGCAGUCUCACAUUGGUCUGGCCCCAGCAUUUGUGCCCAAUCCUUACAUCAUCAGUGCUGCACCACCUGGGACUGACCCCUAUGCAGCCGGCCUAGCAGCAGCAGCAACACUUGGUCCAGCGGUGAUGCCUCCCCAAUACUAUGGUGUGACCCCCUGGGGGGUUUAUCCUGCCAACCUUUUCCAGCAGCAAGCUGCUGCAGCCAACAACUCGGCCAAUCAGCAGGCGGCCAACCAGGGCCAGCAGAACCAACAGCAGGUUAUGCGCGCUGGAGGCAACCAGAGACCCCUGACCCCCAGCCAAGGUCAGCAGGGUCAGCAGAAUGACCAGCUUGUCGCAGCAGCAGCAGUCAACUCAGCCCUUGCCUUCGGGCAGGGGUUAGCAGCCGGAGUCCCUGGCUAUCCAGUCCUGGCUCCUGCUGCCUACUAUGAUCAGACAGGAGCCUUGGUGGUGAACACUGGAGCUAGGAGUGGCCCUGUCCGCCUCAUGGCCCCUGCCUCUGUCAUCAUAUCUCCUUCUGCAGCACAAGCAGUUGCAGCUGCAGCAGCGUCGGCCGGUGGUGCCAAUGGUGGUCUUGGCGGUGGGGCCAACGGUCCAUUCCGUACCAUGACGUCCCAGCAGGCUCAGCAGCAGGGUGGCCCUGGUGGUGCUCUAGGGGGAAGUUCCUUCUACGGAUCCUCAUCCCUCAGCUCCUCCUCCCAGAGCUCGUCUCUUUUUUCACAAGGCUCUGCCCAGCCUGGGCCCGGGUCUGCCUCCUUGGGCUUCAGCCAGCCCAACUCCUCCUCCCUCGGUGCCACACUGGGGGCCACACUGGGAGGCUUCGGCACUGCAGUGGCCAACUCAAGUGGCGGCAGUGGGUCCAGACGGGACUCCCUGACGGGCAACAAUGAGCUGUACAAGCGCACGCCCUCCAGCCUCACCCCAAUUGGUCAUGGAGGCUUCUACAAUGGCACCUUGGGCUUCAGUCCAUCCCCUGGCCCUGUGGGCAUGCCUCUGCCAAACCAGGGACCCUCCCAUUCCCUCACACCCCCACCCUCUCUGUCCAAUCACAGCUCCUCAUCCAACCUCAAUCUUGGAGGCCUGACCAAUGGCAGUGGGCGCUUCAUUUCUGCUGCUCCAGGGGCAGAGGCCAAGUACCGCAGUGCUGCAAGUUCAGGCUCCUCCCUCUUCUCACCCAGCAGCCAACUGUUCCCGUCGUCACGGCUACGCUACGGCAUGUCGGACGUGAUGCCCUCAGGCCGCAGCCGCCUGCUCGAGGACUUCAGAAACAACCGCUACCCCAACCUUCAGCUCAGAGACAUUGCUGGCCACAUCAUGGAGUUCAGUCAGGACCAGCACGGCAGCAGGUUUAUUCAGUUGAAAUUGGAGCGAGCCAGUUCAGCUGAGCGUCAGCUUGUCUUCAGUGAAAUACUUCAGGCUGCUUACCAGCUUAUGGUGGACGUCUUUGGGAAUUAUGUCAUCCAGAAGUUUUUCGAGUUUGGCAGCCUGGACCAGAAGCUGGCGCUGGCGGAGAGGAUCCGAGGUCACGUGCUGUCUCUGGCCUUGCAGAUGUACGGCUGCAGGGUCAUUCAGAAAGCUCUGGAGUUCAUCCCCUCAGACCAGCAGGUCAUUAGCGAGAUGGUGCGCGAGCUGGAUGGCCAUGUGUUGAAGUGUGUGAAGGACCAGAAUGGUAACCACGUGGUGCAGAAGUGUAUCGAGUGUGUUCAGCCUCAUGCGCUGCACUUCAUCAUAGACGCCUUCAAGGGACAGGUAUUUGCCCUCUCCACUCACCCUUAUGGCUGCAGAGUCAUCCAGCGCAUUCUCGAACACUGCCUUCCUGAACAGACGCUGCCUAUACUAGAGGAGCUUCAUCAACACACGGAGCAGCUCGUGCAGGACCAGUAUGGCAACUAUGUGAUCCAGCACGUUUUGGAGCACGGCCGAGCUGAGGAUAAGAGCAAGAUCGUGGCUGAGAUCAGAGGGAACGUACUGGGACUUAGCCAGCACAAAUUUGCUAGUAAUGUGGUGGAGAAGUGCGUGACCCACGCGUCACGGGCUGAACGUGCAGUACUGAUAGAUGAAGUGUGCAGCCUGACCGAGGGCCCCCACAGUGCCUUAUACACUAUGAUGAAGGACCAGUACGCCAACUACGUGGUGCAGAAGAUGAUUGACGUCGCUGAGCCCACCCAGCGCAAGAUCGUAAUGCACAAGAUCAGGCCCCACAUCUCCACUCUGAGGAAGUACACCUAUGGAAAACACAUCCUGGCCAAGCUGGAAAAGUACUACAUGAAGAACGGCGUCGACCUGGGUCCUCUCUGUGGCCCGCCGAACGGCAUCAUGUAAACCAGUUCCCCCUCCCUCUCCUCCUCCCCCCUUCCUUGGCUUGAAGUAAGGCCCACCGCCUGAUAUGAUUCGCCCCUCACCCACUCUUCUGCACUUCAUCUGCCUAAUGCAGUCCUUGGUCCGUGUCAGAUGGCGUCGUGCCCACUGAGCGGACGUGAAUCACCACCAUAGCCGUUUCCACGAUGGCCCUCUUGGAGAAGACCAUUGCUAUAUGCAGCCUUAGAUUUUGUUACUCUUCCUCCUGAGCCCGCCACAGAAGGAGGACGGGCAGCGAGUGGGGGAAAAACAGAGGGGGAGACGUGCUCAAUUCAUCACUCCCCUUCAUUCUUUCUUUUUGAUUUUUUUUUCUGUUCGUCAUUUCUGAAAAACUGAAGAAGAAAAAAAAAAAUCACUUGACUUUUUGCUACUGCUGCUUCCUCAAUCCUAGUGCCCCCCUCUUCCUCCUCCCAUCCUAGCUAUUUACCACUAUGAGAUGAAACGAGUAUUUAAUUUGUCUGACUUCACAGAAUCAUAGACGAAUACACACACAUGCCAUCAGCUAACCAGCAGACACAGAUCAUUUAGCAUGGGAGAUUCGUUUUCUGGUCUUGCUUCUAUAAAUAUAACGUGUAUACUUGGUGUAGACCUUUGCAUAUAUAUAUAAAUAUAUAUAUAAAACUUUGUAGUUUUUUCUGGUUUUUGAUGUUGAAUCUGUAUCUAUAAUGUAUCCUAGUAGUGACCACAUACUUCUGACUGUAUAAUUGUACAUUUGUAAACCCUUGUAAUGUAAAAGUGCUUUACCACCCUUUUUGGUAUGAGAAGGAAAAAAAAAGAGAGGAAAAAAAAAAAGCUCACCCUGGAAAAAAUGUUAGAAAAAAAACCCUGUGCAUUUCAGUGUAUAUUCUCACCUCCUUGGUUGUGACAUAUGAGUUGUUGUAUAUUGUAAAUUGUAAUAUCAAAUUUUGGUUUUGAAAAGCCCUUUCUAUACAGCGUAGUACUUGUACAAAGAUUCGCCACGCUUGGUUUUAUCUUUAUCUUGUCACUGCUUAACUUAAGACGUCAAUCUCCCACUGACUCCCAAUCGGACAUGUUCUGUUAGACUUGGUGUUUUCAGAUUUGUGUUGAAGGUUUUUUGUUUUUCUUUGUCCUGUGUUUUUUUUUUGUUUUGUUUUUUUUUAAGAUCUCUUUUUUAUAAAGAAUGCAUUACCCCAUGAAAUGUGUCAUGUUGUGUAGGUAUGCUGGCUGGGUGGGAGAAGUAACUUUUACUCAUUUAAACUCCCCAAACCCCUCAGUUCUCCAUGACAGUUUUCAGGGGUAAACCCAUGGAUUGUACAGAGGAUAUUCUUGUGUUUUUUGGCAUUUCUCUAGUGCUGUAAGUGCUGUAUCAUACUGUCCAUGUUCUUUUGGGUGAGAAAGGCAGCCCGCCACAGCGCGGUGUAUAUUUGGAGCAGCCUUGUGUAUAUUUACUACGAGCACACCUGUAACCAUAUGUGUAUAGUUAACAGAACCUGUGUAUGCUUAUUGCCUGGGCAACUAUUUUUUGUAACUCCUGUUGUAGAUUGUCUCUAAACAAUUGUGUGAUCUUUAUUUUGAAACCAAACUGAACAAAAAAAACUUUGAAAAUUU
Messenger RNA from Solea solea (common sole), 5238 nucleotides. RefSeq names its product pumilio RNA-binding family member 1 (gene pum1). Lineage: Eukaryota; Metazoa; Chordata; Actinopteri; Pleuronectiformes; Soleidae. Gene Ontology annotation, molecular function: mRNA 3'-UTR binding. The transcript has 23 exons. Gene Ontology annotation, biological process: regulation of mRNA stability; miRNA processing. The record is from RefSeq and is a predicted model, not a curated record. Gene Ontology annotation, cellular component: cytoplasm; cytosol. Bases 139 to 3633 code for a protein of 1164 amino acids.